Ochotona princeps (American pika) is the source of this 5627-nucleotide messenger RNA. It is a transcript of the gene GCNT4, whose product is annotated as glucosaminyl (N-acetyl) transferase 4. The transcript has 2 exons. Gene Ontology annotation, cellular component: membrane. The record is from RefSeq and is a predicted model, not a curated record. Gene Ontology annotation, molecular function: acetylglucosaminyltransferase activity. Lineage: Eukaryota; Metazoa; Chordata; Mammalia; Lagomorpha; Ochotonidae. Bases 2694 to 4064 code for a protein of 456 amino acids.
CUUGCCUGGUGCUCCCAUCACCUGCUGGCUUUGGUGAUUCCAGGCAACUUGGGAAAAGGAUGUGGUUGGAAAGAAACUUCAAGCAGUGUCCUGGCUGGGACCUCAGUGAGGGAACAGUUUGCUUGGGUUAUUGCAGACUUUUUUUCACCCAAGCUUGCUGUCAUUUUCAUCUUUUGUCUAUUACCUGCACUGGUCACUGCACAUGGACAUGAACUCCGCUCGCAGGGAAAGGAAAUACCAUUUCCUGGCAGCACAGUGCCCACCCACGCCCUCAGGUUCAGUGUUUCCAGGCUGCUGUCCUCAGAGCCCAUGGCCAGCAUAGCUGCCCACACCAGGAGCCCCUUCCCAGUCACCAGCCCCGUGGCCUCUGGGCUGCAGUAGCUGUACCCACACUGUCCACUUCUCCCCACUGCAGGUGGGAGCUGGGUCCAGCUUUCUGAAACACCCAGCCCAGUCUCUAAACUCUGGUCUCCUCUGAGCCCCUCUCCCUUGGUGCAUGGCCUGGCCCUGGUGUUCGCCCCAGCUAGGGAGAAGCCACAGCCCCUUUGGGGUUCGUCAGAGACUCACACACACACCCAAGGGCGUUGCACCUCCUCUGUUUCCCCUGUCCUGCAGUUCCAGGCCUUUUUGGCCUUGGUAACCAAGGCAAGGGGUUUAUCUGCACUUGGGGUGGGUAGCACUGACUGCUGCUUUAUAGGGAUAAAACAGGCUCUGCUCACUUAGCCAAGCUGCACUCCAAACCAGGUAGGCCAAGAGCCAGGGUCUGGCCCUGCUUCUUCAUUCUGAACUGAGCAAUGUCCCUGUCCUGGGAACUUCAAGUCCAGGAGCCCAAGCCAGUUCCCGGAGGACACCUCUGGGCUCCUUUCCCUUCUUGUGACCUCCUGGUCCCAAGCUGACCUGAGGAGGCCCUGGAAGUGUGUAAUGGGGAUGGAGGCUGGCCUUUCUGUGUUAGUGUGAAGAUGGCUAUUAAAUGAACAUGACAACUCUGGGAGACUUGAGAAGCCUCUGGAAAUUCCAGGUCUUUUCAUUGCACCGGGGAAGAGUUAACUGAGUUGAUUAGACAGUCCUUGCCUGACAAAGAAAAGAAAAGCAAACAUUUUAUUUGGGCAAGACUAGUUUUUAAAAAGAUUCAUUUAUCUAAAACACAGUUACAGAGAGAGAAGAGGGAGAGACACAGAACGAGAUGUCCUGUCUGCUGGUUCACUUCCCGAAUGGCCAUGACAGCUGGAACUGGACUGAACCAAAGCCAGGAGCCAGGAGCUCCGUCUGGGUCUCCCACAUAAACAGCAGGGUCUCAAACACUUGAACCAUGUUCCACUGCUUUUCCAAGAGCAUUGGCAGGGAAUGGCUUACCUCACUGCCCUAAGACUCACUCUAGUUGAGUGUUUGUGUAAGCUCCUUCCCAUGAACUGGGGUUGGCUUCCCUAUGACUUAUUUUGCUGUAGCACUGAAUUUGCCUAUAGGCUCAGGCUUCUGGACUUGUUCCUUCAUGACCACAGACUGCACCGCAGAGUCUGGCUUAGGUGGCCAGUAUCCCCCUCCACAGGGGCUGCCCCAUGCUCCUGACCUUACGCUCCUCAUACACACCCUUGUUGCUCUCUGAGUCCCGGCUCCAUGUUCAUGUCCCGGAAUCUUCCUCCCUGUGAGCAUGUCCUACAGUUGUUCAGCUCCAUGAGUCUGAAACUAAACUGGACACUCUGCUGGUUUCUGGCUUGGUAUAUGAUGAGGUCCUCACUCAUGACCUAAGCUUGAAACCUGAGGGUGGCCAACUGUCACUUGCCUCAGAGCCAUGCUAGCUAUGUCAGCUUCUGCCCCGUGCCAUGAGUUUAGGCUAAAGGCCCAGACACAUGCUGACUGUCGUGAAGCUGUAGACAGCUGAACUCAACGCACAAGGCCAGGAUGAAGCUGCAGCAAUGGGAUGGUUCUCAACUGCUAUAGAGCCCUUUGUGUGUUAGGAGCUAAACUGUUGAUCCUUGCGAGGAAAUGGAUACUAACAAAACAGAAGUGAAGGAAAGUGUGUGUUUAGUUUGCUCAGCUUCUGUAAUUGGCACGGCUUAGCCUGUUGUGUCCAACAUAGCUGCUUGGAGUCCUCUGCUGCUCUUGUUCCUGAACAUGGCAUUCACUGGGCUCCCGUCUAAGCAGACCGCAGGCUUAUUGGAACCUGAACAUGGGGUCAGAACAUGUGUGCCCCUGGGCAGCAGGGGGACCUCUUGAGGAUGUGCAGUGUGCUGUACAUCUGCCCAAACUGGAGCGAUCCCUCCUCUGACAUCACACAGCUGGCCCUUCAUGUCUGCAACUUCUGCAUCUACAUAUCCAACCGUCUGUGGAUGAGAGUAUUUGAAAAAUACUUUUCCAGAAAGUUCUAAAAAGCACAGCUUGAAUUUGCCCAGCACCAAGUAUUGAAUCCAUGCAAAUGGUGGUGGUGCAAGUAGCCCAGCAAGGACUGUAUAGACUUGGUGCACAUAUUCUGCCCUUUUUGUAGGGAUGUCUUUGGCCUGGACUGUCCUCCACAAAUACCAGCUGGUGACUGCAUUUAUGUUCUAGGAGUCUGUCUUCCAUUCUGCUUGGCACACAACAGCUCCCAAAGCUGGGUUAACACAGAACAGCAUGGGAUCUCACCAUUCCACCUUCUCCAUUUCCCUCUCUGGAGUCUUCCAAGGGCAUGAACCUGACUGUCUCCAUCUUUGAGCAGAAUGAAGAUUUUCAGAUGUUGUCUCAAGUAUACCCUGCAGCAGCAGAUCUUCUUUGUGUUCCUGACCCUGUGGCUGCUGUCCCUGGUGAAGCUGCUGGACGUGAGGAGACUCCUCUUCCCACCCCGAGACCUAUACCUUGUGGAGUUCACUUUGAGCACCUCGCCCUUUGUGAGGCACAGGUACACCCACCUUAAAGAUGCAGACAGGGAUGAAGUUAACUGCUCAGCUGUCUUUGAACAGGAGCCCCUGGAGAUCGGCAAAAGCCUGGAAAUCCGAAAGAGACACAUCAUCGACCUUGAGGAUGAGGACGUCAUGGCCAUGACCCGUGACUGCGACAUUUACCAGGCUCUCAGGCAGUAUGACCCCAGGCCUGUGUCGAGGGAGGAGAGGCACUUCCCGAUUGCCUAUUCACUAGUUGUCCACAAAGAUGCAAUCAUGGUGGAAAGGCUGCUCCGGGCCAUUUACACCCCGCACAAUGUUUACUGCAUCCAUUACGACCUCAAGUCCCCGGUCACCUUCAAAGUUGCUAUGAACAACCUAGCAAAGUGCUUCUCCAAUGUCUUCAUUGCCUCCAAGCUGGAGGCUGUGCAGUAUGCACACGUUUCCAGGCUCCAGGCAGAUCUGAAUUGCUUGUCAGACCUGCUGAAGUCUUCUGUACAGUGGAAAUACGUUAUCAAUCUGUGUGGGCAGGAUUUUCCCCUGAAGUCAAACUUUGAGUUGGUGUCAGAGUUGAAGAAGCUCAACGGAGCAAACAUGUUGGAGACAAUCAAACCCCCCAGCAGCAAGACUGAGAGAUUCAUGUACCACCAUGAGCUCAGGCAAGUGCCUUACAACGCAGCACAGGUGCCAGUGAGGACAAAAUCCUCCAAAGGGGCGCCCCCACACGGCAUUGAAAUCUUUGUUGGCAGUGCCUACUUUGUGCUCAGUCAUGCCUUUGUUAACUAUGUCUCCAACAGCUCCCUGGUGAAAGACUUCUUUGCCUGGUCUCAAGACACCUACUCGCCUGAUGAGCACUUCUGGGCAACCUUGAUCCGCGUUCCAGGAGUGCCUGGAGAGAUUUCCAGGUCAGCUCCUGAUGUGACUGACCUACAGAGUAAGACCCGCCUUGUCAAAUGGAACUACUAUGAGGGCUAUUUAUACCCUAGCUGUACUGGAUCUCACCUUCGAAGUGUGUGUAUUUACGGAGCUGCGGAAUUAAGGUGGCUUAUGAAAGAUGGGCAUUGGUUUGCGAAUAAAUUUGACUCUAAGGUAGACCCUGUCUUGACCAAGUGUUUGGCAGAAAAGCUAGAAGAACAACAGAGAGAGUGGAUUACUUUGUCUUCAAAAACAUCAGUUACAAAAGGGAAUCCCACCUGCACAUCACUGCAGUGAGACCUGAGGGGAAGAGCUGGGCAUCUGGUCUGCUGGAUCAUGCAGAGUACCACCUGGAUUUGGUGUGAACGGAGUGGGCAAGCUGGGUCAGAGGAGCUUGCUGGUGGCUGCUUGUCCUAGCACUUGAUUUUCCCUGUGGUCUCUCUGAGCUGAGCCAGAGUCGUAGCUGGCCCCUCAGUGGCUGCUCAGAAGCUACACAGGAGCGACACCCAGGUCAUGGUGAGUGGGUGGUAUAAGGGAGACCCUGGCUACCCCUCCACCGGUCUCUGGGGACCACUCAGAGAGCUUUUGUAGUUGGUGUUCAUCCUGUAAACCAACCACUCCACAACAGUUUGUGCAGGGAUCCACACUCCAUCUGUCUUUAGUCCGCUGGACUUUUCCUGCCCAUGAGACUGUUUGGAGAGACACCAUGACCUCAGAGAGCUCAGGGAUCAUCCAGGUUCUCAAUGCCAAAGCCAAAUUUUACUUUGCCUUGCCCAUCAAUCAUGGGAAUUGGGCUGUGUGAGUGGGGAAAGAAUAGCUUGGGAAGGACCCACCUUGGCUUCAGGUUCCACAAUGUCGUGAUGGCAAUCACCUUUUUUAAAAAAAAUGAUUUAUUUAUUUUUAUUUGAAAGGCAGUUUUUUACAGAAAGAGAAGGAGUGAUAGAGAGGUCUUCUGUUCCCAGAUGGCUGCCAUAGCCAGAGCUGAUUCAAAUGGGAGCUUGUUCCGAGUCUCCUAUGUGAAUGCAGGGCUCCAAGGACUUGGACCAUCAUCCACUGCUUUCCCAGGCAGGGAGCUGGAUGGGAAGUAGAGCAGCAGGAACAUUAACCAGCACCCAUAUGGGAUCCUGCCGCUGGCAGGUGGAGGAUCAACCUGUUGAGCACAUAUUUCUUACUUCUGUGGUCCCUGGGCAUAUGUGGUCAAGCAUUCCAGGGAGCUCUUGCCUGGAAUCUGCAGGUUCCCUCCUGCUGCCUUCAGACUUGAUUCUUCCUGACAUCUCUGGGUAUGGUUCCUUCUCUGAUGGGGAACAUAUUUUGCCUCCUGUGUGCUGUGAAUGUUGUUUAUGUGCUAUUUAUUGAUUCUAGAUUCCUAAGCUAUCUAGAGAUUAGGCCAGGCUCUUGGCAUCUGUAAAUUGUGUGUGGGUACUAGAUAUUAAUAAUAAAGAGCCACCAAAACAUGUGAUUUGAGUGAUCUAGUAUAAUAUUGUGCAUAUUUAAAAGCCAAUGUUGCUGCUAUUUUUAAAGUGUUUUAGUUAUUGUAAAUUAAAUAUAUGUUUAAAUUUGAAAAUUUGCCUUCCAGAAUGUGAUGAUAUGAAUACCUAUAUAUUUUUUAUAUUUUUCCUGGAAAGCAAAAUCAGAGUCUUCUUUGGGAAUGUGAAAUAAACAUAUGCUUAUGUAUGCUACAACUGUCCUAAUUAGAGGUUUUUUUUCAAACAUGUUUUUCAACUUAUUUCUAAAUUCCCCUUUUUUAAACCACAUUCCCCAUUCUAGGAGUUUUAAAUAGAUUACUGUUUAAUUUUUGUAUUCUGCUAGCAGAUGUUAAUUCUCUGAUGCUAUAAAAUAAAAUGGAAUCCACUAGCCAGA